Molecule: messenger RNA, 852 nt
Organism: Vitis riparia (riverbank grape)
Lineage: Eukaryota; Viridiplantae; Streptophyta; Magnoliopsida; Vitales; Vitaceae
Product: putative F-box/LRR-repeat protein At5g02930
Exons: 3
Coding region: 1-852 (283 amino acids)
Molecular function (GO): protein binding
Source: RefSeq, a predicted model, not a curated record
AUGAGGACCAAACGCCAUUGCCGAAAUCCACCUCCUCCUUCCAAUCAAACUCCCAGAAGAAUCGGCGAAGAUCGAAUCAGCGCCUUGCCCGACGCUGUUCUCAUCCACAUUCUUUCGUAUCUCCCGGUGAUAGACGCAGUGAAAACUGGUGUGUUAUCAAAACGAUGGGCACGACUUUGGACUUGGACUCCCAACCUGGUCUUCGAUCAACUAGGAGAAUGGGAUGAAAAGACCAACAAUUUUGUUCCCUUCAUCGACGCAUUUCUUGUUCUUCACAGCUCCCCCAAGAUUCAAAAGUUGGCCCUUGAUUUGGAUUACAAAGGAAAGCGGCUGCACUUAGACAGUUCUCUGAACAAAUGGUUGCAUUUCGCCACGAGAAGAGCCGCUGAAGAGCUGAAUCUACAACUAAGUGAUUUAGGCUACUUCCAUUCUUGGGAUUUUAGGGGACCAGUUGAACGUUAUUUGUUGCCUUCCUUCAUAUACACCAACAAUUCCAUGAAGAGGCUGGAUAUGAGCUUCAUCGAUGUUCAACCUCCUGAUGCAGUCAGCUGGCCUUUCCUCCAAAGUUUGUCGAUCAGAUGUCUUACAAAUUUCAGCCCUAACAUUCUGUCGCUGGAAAUUUCGGGGCACUUCUACAAGAGAAAGGUUCAGUUACUGGACCUAUCCUCUUUGGUUGAUGUUAUCAUCAAUCUUCAGCUAUGGGUGGAAGACAGAUACUGUUUGUUGGUAGAAUAUAGCAACAUCUUAAGAGAAAUUCUUCAAAAAAUUAGACAUGUGGAGAAACUCACCGUAGGGGCUACUAGUAUUAAGCAAAUAGUGACAUUUGCAACUCUUGCACACCAAAUGUGCUAG